Molecule: messenger RNA, 1042 nt
Organism: Tigriopus californicus
Lineage: Eukaryota; Metazoa; Arthropoda; Copepoda; Harpacticoida; Harpacticidae
Exons: 3
Coding region: 28-678 (216 amino acids)
Source: RefSeq, a predicted model, not a curated record
AAUUUUCUGUUGAUCUUGAGUUGCAGAAUGUACCGAACAACGUUAGGAGCUCGUCGCAGAGACAAGAUUCUAAAUAAUUGGGACCGUCAUUUGAACACGGCGAGGUCUUCUCUCUUUCAUCUAAAUGGACAACUCAAUGAAUGCCUCUCCCACCAAAGGUACUUGGCCAAUGAGAAGCAAUUAAGAGCGAAUUCCGCACUACAGGAGAACUCCUAUGAUUAUUGGAAUCCAAAAAUGAACCGAAGCAUAAGAAUGGCUGCAAGUCCAAGUCGUUUGCUUCAAGUUUACACCAUACCACGAGGCAACAUCAAUUGGGAUAUUGAUUUCCGCCACCGAAUAAAAAUGACCGAUCAGGGCGUGUUCUACGUCAGCAAACCAGGAUCCUCUCUCCCAAUCCAGACUCGGGACGAAUAUGGCUUCAAAAUUUUGACCAAUCUAGAAACCUUGCAAAGCGAAUCUGAGCGAGAACAAGCUCACGAAGAGUUGAAAUCUCGUUGGCAAAGUCGUCGCCGCCGCUCAGAUGAGAAUUUGUUCCAACAAAAUUGGCCACUUUUGGACCGUAGAAGCACUCUAUCUAUGUUUGAUAUGAUCACCAAACCUAAACUGGACGGAACAACUUCCCACAAAGGAACAGCUCCGCAGAAACACAAAGCCACAAUCCCUGCUCAACAGGCUUAAUGCCUUAGCCAUUGUACUUAUACAAGAGAGCGAAAUUGACCCAAUGAACGGACGAGACGAAAAAAUUACCCCAGGGGACCACAUGUAUGACACAAUUUUUUUGAAAAUAACUUCAUCUCUUCUAGUCAUUAGAUAUGGAUAAAAAUUGUAGAAAAUCCUUCCAGACCUCGAGAUUUUCCGAACUCGUCGAAUCGAUCCUUUUUUUGUUACAUUAGGUUUGGAUUGUCAUAAUCGGCGUCCUCCUUCCUCCUUUCGAAAUACCAUCAGUGCUGCCGGAUAAAGUGGAUCGAUUAUCACCCAACUUUUGCCAAAAAUAACCAGUUUUAUCACCAGAUUUUUGGGGCUGCAAAGAAAAAUAACCAAA